Plodia interpunctella (Indianmeal moth) is the source of this 6225-nucleotide messenger RNA. RefSeq names its product actin-binding protein IPP-like. The transcript has 10 exons. Gene Ontology annotation, molecular function: protein binding. The coding region runs from base 137 to 1888 and encodes 583 amino acids. Lineage: Eukaryota; Metazoa; Arthropoda; Insecta; Lepidoptera; Pyralidae. The record is from RefSeq and is a predicted model, not a curated record.
UCUAUUCUAUUCCUACCUAUACCUACUACUACUACCUAUAUUUUUAUAAACUACCUAUUUGAACUGCAAUUUAAAGAUUUGAAAAAUGAUUCUGAAUACCUAUAUAUUUAAAUGAAUUUCAUUAUUUACUCUAAAAAUGUCUGGUAAUAUAUACGAUAAAAGUUCUAAUAAAAAAGGAGCACGACCUUAUACAUGUCGGGAAUAUGCAACAAAAAUAUCUUCAAAUUUACAACAUUUUAAGAGGGACGGCAGAUUUUGUGACAUAGAUUUGAUAUCGGGCAAAACGAGAAUCAAGGCUCAUCGCGUGGUUCUAGCUGCAAGUUGUGCAUAUUUUGAUGCCAUGUUCAGUGCAGGCUUGGAAGAAAGUCAAAAAGGGCAUGUAGCUCUUCCAAGUGUGCCGCCAGACAUUUUACCAAUGAUAAUAGAUUUCAUAUAUACAGGUGAAAUAAUGAUUGACAAAGCUAGUGUUCAACACUUACUGAUAGCAGCCGACAUGCUUCAGCUAAGAGAACUUGUUACAGGAUGUGGGGAAUAUUUAAGGAAAGAAUUGCAUCCAUCAAACGCUUUAGGAAUUUUCAGAUUCGCCGAUGCCCACAAUUGCACUGAGUUGGCUGAAGAAGCAUUAGCACAUGCACAAGCUAAUUGGAAUAUUGUUGCUAAUGGAGAUGAAUUACUGGAACUGCCUCUUCCUCAGUUGAUAACAUUAUUAUCUUCUGAACAGCUAAAAGUUGAUAGUGAGGCUCAGGUGUUAUACCCAGCCUUAAGAUGGCUGGAACACGAUCCCUCUGGGCGGCGCCGUCAUUGUUUCGAAGUGUUAGGUCAUGUUAGAUUGCCUCUCAUAUCGCCACAAAUUUUAGAUGAAGCUAUUAAAAACGUACAAGACCCUUCAAUUGCUGUCGCUUUGAAGACAGUGAGAGUUGAUAUGAAAACAGGCCGUGGCGCUCUAGUCCCGCUGGGAGCGGAGCCCCGCGCACGCGCGCGCCGCGCGCUGCUGCUGGCGGGCGGCUGCUGCCACGACUCCGCGCCCCCGCCGCUCGCCGCCGACAACAUACUCUCCUCCGUGCUCAAGUUUGACUUGUACAAGAGAGAAUGGGAAGAGCUAGCACCUAUGGGCAUUGCCAGAAUCCAGCCCGGUGUAGCGACAUUGGGAGGCCGAGUUUAUGCCGUCGGUGGGGAACAAGGUAGUCAGAUCCUUGCCAAUGGGGAAGUGUAUGAUCCGCAGACCGAUAAAUGGUCAAACAUAUCGCCGAUGAGGGAGGCGCGGUGCGAAUUCGGUUUGACCGGGUGGAAUGGGCACCUGUACGCUUUCGGCGGCUGGGUGGGUUCCGACAUGGGCGCCUCCGUCGAGGUGUACGACCCCGCCGCCGACCAGUGGGCGCCCGCGGGCCGCAUGCCCGAGCCCAGGUUCGGCAUGGGCGUCGUUAAUUUUGAAGGUCUCAUAUACAUAGUGGGAGGGUGCACGCACACGUGGAGACACACGCGCGACCUGCUGAGCUACCACCCCGCGUCGCGCAAGUGGCAGAAGCUGGCGCCCAUGCGGUACCCGCGCAGCCAGGCCGCCGCCGUGGUGCUGGGCAACCAUCUCUACGUCAUCGGCGGCAACGCGCCGCGUCGCACCGUGCUGGCUUCCGUCGAGCGGUACAGCUUUGAUGAUGACUCGUGGGAGGAAGUGGCUUCGUUGCGCGAAGCACGCGCGGGGUGCGCGGCGGGCGCGGCGGGCGGCGUGCUGGUGGUGGCGGGCGGCGACAGCGACAGCGCCGCGCGCGCCUUCUACCGCGCGCGCACUGAGCUGGACAGCGUGGAGCUGUUCCGGCCGCGCGACGCGCAGUGGCUGCCCGGCCCGCCGCUGCCGCAUCGCCGCGCCGAGGCCGGCGCCGCGCUGCUCUGACGUCUGCCACCGGUACUGCGCCCCCGCCCCCGGUACUGCCCGAUGACGAUUUUGUUACAAUAAUGGUAAUCAAUUUUUUCUUUGUCUUCGCUUCAUGGCUGUACGAACUUAGAUCUCUUUGCGUUUCCAUAAAAAAAUACUCCCUUAUUCGAUCCAUUACGUUCCGGGGUAGUGGGGGAUGGGUGCGAGUCGAGUCGCAUAUGGAAGACACUUUUGGUAUUGUAUAUUUUUCAGUAACUAAUAAUAAUUACUCGAAACACGUACUAUUAAUUGCAGACAGGUUUUAAAAAGUACAAAAAAUAUUAUUGUAGCUAUUUUUAUAGAAGAGAUUAUUAUAUAAAAAUUCAGUAAAUAUAACGAAAUGAUCAUAAAUACCCAAGACUGACAAAAAUAUAACACGUCCCAUCUCGCUUACUUCAAAUUAAUACAGGGUGGUCAACUUGGAGGUAUACAACUUAACAGCUCCUGACUUUUUUGUGGGGCUAUCUAAAAGCACGUGUCUAUGCAUCAUCCUUCAGCAAUUAAAACAAAAUAUUUGAGACACAGUCACUGAGAUAACGCAGGAAAUGUAUGAAAAUGUAAUGAAAAACGCGAUGAAAAGGGUUCGCAUCUGCGGUGGUGUUAGAGUUCCAUGUUUAACUGCCGACCCUAAAUACUAUAUUUAACAAGGAAUACUUGAAAGUGUAUACCUGUUAUUUGGCCACCCUGUAUAAGCUGCAGCAAUAAAUUAGGAAUUUAUAAAUUACAUGCUUGAUUUGGAAUUGGGCCUUCGCUAGGGUCUUGUAGUCGUAGCCUGCCUGACACGUGCAAGCGGUUCACCGAGUUCGGACAUUGCGUAGCAACUUAUCGUUCCUUGUACAAACGACGAGCGGCUGACAGGUUACCGUCACAAACAUGAUCAUAAUAUCUACUACACUACACACUACUAAUUAGUGUCAAAAAACAAAGUCUGUUUCGACACGACGUGACACAAUUUGAAAUAAAAUAUCACGUCAUAACACGUCGUUUCUCAAUCGAUUGAUGAAAGGUAACUGCUUCCGGGCUCCCGGCAGUCGAGGAUUCCAAAAUGUUAUGUCCGCCUAGUACCUACUUAGAGUUCUUCGCGCUAAUGGGAAAAAAAACCAUAGAUUUGUGUGUUUCUUCCUCAGCCGUUAAGCGUCAGAGCCGAGGGUCCACUAGCCACUAUUUUUUCUUCUACUCUUCGCAAUGGUAGUUAGACCAUCAUUGGUAAAACCGCUUUUCGAGAUCACUCUAAAAUGCAGCGCCGCGGUGUGAACAAGUAAUAAAUAAAGUACUCAUACAUCGCGAUACUUAAGAUUUUCUUUUAAAUUAUUAACAUCGAUAGUGAUUAAAAAUUGAAAAAUUAAUUAAAAAACGUAAACAACAAACUAGAAAGAUUUCACAUCAAACUUUUUUAUGAGUAGGUAAUAAAAAAUCAUACAGUACCAAGGAAUCGAAAAGGCAAUAUUUUUCCAUCCAUCUCUGUCUAUCCUAUUUCUUUCACAUUUUAAUUUAUUGCGGGCGGAACUAUCGCCUACCAGGCGCACACGUUAUUUACAAGAUUAAUAUUCACAUAAGAGAUAUAUAGACCUAAAUUGUACCUAAAUUGUUUACUUUGUAAUAAUUUAAAAAGUUAAAUAGCUUCCAUUGUUAAUAAGAUAACAUUUCUUAUUAUCGGUUUUACUUACGUUUUCAAUAAACACAGUUCCGUAAAAGCGAGCAUUAUUAAAAAGUUUAUAUCGCCCUCUCAGAGACUCAAAGAUCUUAGGUAUAAAAGCUAUGUUUUGAAUUUUCAUCAUCAUAAUUUGCACAAAUCCUGGUGCUGAGGUCAAUGAACAAUAAGUUGUAAAGAUACCGUGACCGUAAUUAAAAUAUAAAAGGAUCAAGGAUUCACAAAGCGUAACUCUAACGGCUGUGCUCAAAAGAUGUCGAAUUCGAUAAAGCAUUUUAAAUCUGUAAAAACGGUCUUAAUUAAGUUAGCAACAUGUUUUUCGAAACGAAGUUGGCUAUCGAGGAGAAUUCCCAGUUUUUUGCUUCUUCGACUCGUGCAAUGUUUUUGUUACAAACUUUGACGGUCACAAGCAAGAAUAUUAGAAAUUUAGAACCAGACCGUUUGUAUGGACGAGCCACGCUAUCCAAAUCCUCAUUUAUGUUAGAUAUAGCCUCGUCAACAUUUUCCGGUUUUGCAGAGAUGUAUAGUUGAACAUCGUCGGCGUGAUACUUGCAAUAUUUUAUGUUCUUUACAAGAUCUGCGCCAUACACAAUAAAAAGAAGAGGACCAAGUAUUGGUCCCUGUGGGACACCACGAUUUCGAGGUUUCAAGUCGGACAAAAUCAAUUUUCCAUCCUCUUUUCGAAUUUUUACACGCUGUGAUCGAUCCCCAAGGUAGCUACGAAACCAAGCGAGAGAAAUGCAAUCAAAAGCACGUGAGAAAUCCAACAGUGCGAGGCAAGUACCCCUACCGGCAUCUUGCUCGGACAGUACAUUGUCGACAACAUCCAAAAGAGUCAAACUCCCCUUCCUAAAGCCAGACUGAUAAAUCGGCAAAAUGUUAUUGGUCUCGAUAUAAUUGGAAAGUUGUAAAUAUUUCAAGCAACUUAGAAAGAUAGGAUAAGAUGCUUAUCGGUCUUAGGUCCUUAGGCACAGCGGGAUUAUCCACCUUCGGUAAUGGUGUAACGGUAGCGGACUUCCAUACUCUCGGCACCUUUCCAGAGGUCAAUGACUCAUUAAUCAUAUGAGUCAAAAUAUUUAAAGCGCGUUAAGAGUAUCAUGUCCCGACCGACACCAACGUCCCCCACAGCAUUGGUAUUAAUUGACAGAAUAAGCUUAGCAAUGUCUUCUUCAGUGACGGAAGUCAAAGAAACUUUGCGACGCCACGCUACUACCGGGAACGUCAAGGAAGAAAUCAUUAAUGGCAUUAGCGUCAUGAAGGGCAUCAGGAAGACAGUCCGUAAUUAUUUGAAUUCUUUACCGGUAAAGUCUUAAUGUUUUGCCAUAGUAAUUUUGAAUUUUUUGAUAUAGAAUUUACGAGAUGAUUAUAGUAUGCUCUCUGUUCACUCAAAAUACUCUUUUUUACUAAAUUUUUAAACUCUAUGUAAUAUUGCUUAGAACUAUCAGAUUCUAUCCUUCGAUACCUGUCAUGAGCCGCAUCACGCUCAGCCAUCAUUAACUUCACGGUAUUAUACCCUAUUUACCAUUACGGCUUUAUACAUCAUUGACCAAACAUCUUGUAUACCCGAUUUCAUUAAAACGCUCUUGGGGACCAACGCAAUCACGAAAAGGCAUUCUAUGUGCACAAAUUGAAUAAAAAGACAAGAAUAAUUAUGGUAAAUACUUAAAAAACGAAGUAUCUACUUAUGUCACGAUAAUAUAAAAGUAGAGUUUUCAAUGUUGUGAGAGAGGCAGCAUGUUGCGGUGCGGACAUGUAAAAACAGUUUAUUGCUGUGGCUUACGUACCAUUAUGUACUAUAAUAAAUCUGAGAGAAGAGAUCUGCGACUAACUGUCACUGGUUGUACACAAAAUGUAUACAAAAUCAAACUCGAUAGCCCUACUUUUACUUUAAAUGAUAUCAUGAAUUGUUUUUUUUUAAGAUUCCUUUUACGAUUAAAAUAGGCAAAUAAUAUUUUAGUAUUAUUUUGGAUAUAAAAUGUAUUUUAAUCAAAUUUAUUGUACUAAUUUGAGCUAAAAUGAUAUGUACUAUUCCAUACUCGGAACUUCCGUACUUGGACUCGUGUUCUGAAAAGUAGAAUUUUAUUGACUAUAAUUAUUGUAGUAGUGUUAGUAAUAUGUUGCUGUAAACCUAGUUUUCCAAAUAAUUAUAUAAAAUACUUCCAACCUAAAAAUAAGAUUUUAUUGGCCGUAAUAAGCAAUAUAAACACGACUGAUAUAGCAAGUCUAAUUGUGAUCCCGGUAUACGUUGGGUUACAUAUGAAGAUUGUUAUCUCGUAGCUAUAUUGAAAUUAAUUAGAACAUCAACCCGUCAGUUUUGGGUUGGUUACCUUUUAAAUGUAAUAAAACAAUCAUCUCUAAACAGGAGUUGGAAAGCCAUUUUGGAAUAAUGAAUUCAACAAGAGACAUCUUGUUUUCUUAAAUUUCCUUCAAUAUAGCUAGGGGGUUCAAUAUUUUUUCUGUUGACUCAUUUCAAAUGUGGUAAGAAUAAAGUAUAUAUUAAAAUACUAUAAUCAUUCAUUUACCUAUACUUAUUUUUAAAUCUCUACGGCAUAGGUAGACACAAGCUGUGUAUUUUAUAAUUUUACUGGGUGAUAUUAAAUACUAUGAAAUAAUUUUAAGUAUUGUAAUGCAUAGUUAUAUUAAUUCUAAUAAAUAUUUUUUACAA